CAGGCAUGGCGCAAGUAGUAAGAAAGGGAAAGAAAAAAACGGAUGCCCCUCCCCCUCUUACCGGUAAAGUCGAUUAGUUAGUGGCUGUAACCACCACCACCACCACCACCAUUAUUCCUACCUUCGACCCCUUAUCAGCCGUGCGGGCAACGGGCAACUUCCCUCCCCCCCGCAGAAAGGGUUGCCUAUUCAGACUAGAACCACGCAACAGAGUAUAAAACCUUCUCUCGUCCCACCUCCCCGGGCACCGCUUUUCUUCCCUCAAUCCACUUUCCAUAAACCACUCCCCCAUCCAGCCAUCAUUCUCAUUAGAUUCUCACGGCUCUCUGCCUUUCAUCACACCGCAACCAAAAUGCCUCUUUACAACGUCACCCUGAAGAAGGACUCUCCCCCCGAGGAGUUGGAGAAGGCCAAGCAGCAGGCCACCGAGAAGGGCGGCACCAUCAAGCACGAGUACUCUCUCAUCAAGGGCUUCACUGUUGAGUACCCCGAGGACAGCGUGCUCUCGCUCGAGGCCAAUGAACACGUGCAUGUCGAGCAGGACGGCGAGGUGCGCACUCAAUAA
Molecule: messenger RNA, 565 nt
Organism: Aspergillus aculeatinus CBS 121060
Lineage: Eukaryota; Fungi; Ascomycota; Eurotiomycetes; Eurotiales; Aspergillaceae
Exons: 4
Coding region: 353-565 (70 amino acids)
Biological process (GO): vacuole fusion, non-autophagic
Molecular function (GO): endopeptidase inhibitor activity
Source: RefSeq, a predicted model, not a curated record